Messenger RNA from Pneumocystis carinii B80, 1936 nucleotides. RefSeq lists its product as hypothetical. The transcript has 7 exons. Bases 47 to 1936 code for a protein of 629 amino acids. The record is from RefSeq and is a predicted model, not a curated record. NCBI's taxonomy places the organism in Eukaryota, Fungi, Ascomycota, Pneumocystomycetes, Pneumocystales, Pneumocystaceae.
CGAAGGACAUUUAAAAAGUUAAUUAAAAGCCUUAUUAAGACGGCUAAUGGAUUCCUCUAAUUUAGAGGAACAUUUAAAAGCAACGUUGACAGAUGCUUUUAAUAAGGCACAGACAGCAGUUUUAUUAGAUUCAUCUAAUAAUAUUAAUGAUGCUAUUCAUGCGUAUACACAAGCAUGUUCAUUAUUGAAAGAAGUUAUUGUGCAACUUCCAGAGGGUAAAUAUCAAGAGCGUUUGCAGGUGACAUAUCGAGCAUAUUUAGAACGAGUUCAUUUGCUUGAUGGACUUAAUCAGUCGGAUUUGGAUGAUGCAGAUGAAGCAAUAUUUGCAGAUGCACAGACAUCGGCUUCAUCUCCUACAGGAUUUUUUCCGGAAUCGCCACACUGUGAAUCUCAUGAUAAUGUGGAUUCUUGUACUUCAGAUUUAUCAAAAAAAUCAUUUACAAUGAAUUAUAUUAAGCAGAUUUCAUUCUCUGAUAUUAAUUUAUUAAGUCCAAUAAAGUAUUUACUGAAGCCGAUUAAAGAAAUUAUUUCUCCACCAGUACCUUUUUUAGAAUCACCGGAUCAAAUAGGAUCUGUUAUUCCUUUGAAUUCUAAAGGGUCAUUGGAACUUGUUAAGAAUGCGGAUAAUAUAGAAGCUGAUGAUACAAUUAUGGAGGAAAACAAAUCUGUUUCAUCUGGGAAAGUUUCUAUUGAAAAUGAUUCAGAAUUGGUUUCUAAACAGAUAUUUUCUUUGAAUAACACAUUUGCUAAUUGGUCGCCAUUGUUGAAUGAUUCACCCACUUUUUCUCAUGUUGAUAAUUCGAAGAAACCUGUUUUUCCAUAUGAUUCAACAGAUUCUCUAAUCUUUGAAGAAACUCAUAUAGCACCUUUUUUAAGAGUUUAUUCAGAUCACAAAUUGCAAAAAGAAAAUCAACAUGAUGAUAUUUUUGAAAAAGAUACUUCGAAUGAAAAAAAAGAUACUUUCAUGUAUCAAAAUGAUCAAUCUUUUUCUGAAACUAAAAAGAAAUUGUAUUCUUUAUAUAAUAAUUCUUGCGUCUCUUUCAAUUAUUUUGAUAAAUUAUCUACAAAUUUUUCGGAUACAUUGACAAAUUCAUCAGCACAAAUAUCUACUGCAACAUUAAUUCCAUCUAGUUCGUCAAAUAAAACAAGACAUAGUGAUACAUAUAUAUCUUUUUUACACGAUAAUAUACUCCCUAAGACUUCAUUGUUGGAAGUGGAUCCCAUACAUAUGCAAAAACCUAGGAAUCCUAUUGAAAAAACAUAUUGGCUAAUGAAGAUUCUUCAAAAAUUAUUAAUGCCAUUUAUUAUUAAAUCUGAAGGAUCUUAUAUAACACCUCAACUUUUUAUACCUAAAGAUAUAUGGUAUGUUAAAAAUGUAAAAUUAAAAGGAGAAGAAGAAAAGAUUAAAGUCUGCGAAUCUUUAAUAUUCACUCUCAAUAAAAUAAAAUCUCUUAAGAAAGAUGAUCUUCAAUCUUUAAUUAAAGAAUUGGUAUAUUUGGAUAAUAUGGUUGAUAUAUUUCGUUUUUGGCUUUUAAAAAAAUUCGGUACUGAAGUUGUAAAUCCAAAAAAGCGAUAUGGGAUUAUUAAAUUUAUUAGUAAAUCUAAAUUUUUGAUAAAAACUCCUCCUCCUGAUCAAUUUAAUACACAUAAAUUCGGGAUUGUACAGUUUGAUGGUCCUAGGAAAUCUUAUUUGACUUCUAUUUAUCGUUUAUUUGGAUCUGCACAGAUUAUCGGUCAAGUUUUAAAUAUAUUUGAUUUUCAUGAAUUACCACUUAAGGCUCGAGAUAGCAUUCAUCAAAUCUUAAUAAACAUCUCUGAUUUUUUUGAAAACGUCAUAUGUCAUUUUGUACUUAUGGAUAUAAAUGUAUUGCUCGAUCAUUUCAUUAAACAAUUUCUCUAUGGAAAUGAUUAUAAUACAAUUAUCAGCACAUAUUAA